CUUGCUCAGCGCUCAUCCAUCAUGUCCGACAGAGCUAAACAACCUACUCGAGCAUCCACAAGGACGAGGACACCGGCACCGGUACCGCCUACCACUCGAUCUACCCGUUCAAAAACUACAGCGAUAACGACAACGGCUACCAAAGCAGUUGCCCCAACCGUCAAGAAGACGAACUCGCAAACGAAACCCCCAUCAAAUCCGGAAACUCUUUGCAAAACCAAGACCGUUUCUUCUCAGCCUAGUAUUGAACAAGAACCGAUAAUGGCGUAUCUCAGGAUCCGGCCACAUCUUGGUGAUGACGAAGCCAGUACUCCAUAUCUCACUUGCCUCUCCAAUACGACCGUUCGUAUGGCAGAUCUGAAUGACCAGCAAAAUAGGUAUCGAGCCAGUGUCAUGCCUUCAUCUACCUACACUUUUUCCCACGUGUUUACUCCUGACACCACCCAGUCCGACUUCUUUCAAAACACGACACUUCCGUUGGUCCGUGACGCUCUGCAAGGUCAGAACGCUUUACUGUUUGCAUAUGGUGCUACAAACUCCGGCAAGACAUACACCAUCCAGGGCGGAACCCAGGAUGGUAGUGCCGGCAUAUUGCCGAGGAGUCUGGACGUCUUAUUUAAUAGUACAGAGGGUCUUCGGGGAAAGGCAAAGUAUCGGCCUGUACGUCUCCAUGGUGUUGAACUAUCCGAUGCUCAAGACACAGCUCCUCUCGCCCUACAUCCAGAGCCUUCUGUGGCUGAGGUUCUUGGGCAUCCAGUCGAUACCUCCUUCGACACAGACAUCGAUCCAACGGUACUCAACCUCGACCGGAACUAUGAGUACAGUAUAUGGCUCUCGUAUGCUGAGGUUUAUAACGAAAAGAUUUAUGAUCUUCUGGAUUCAGUCAAAGACGAAUCGGCUACGCAACCCUUGCCUCGUUCCGGAAGCUCUAAGGCUCUUUUGCUUACGCGAAAGGCACUCACCUUGAAAGCAUCACCACCUUCUGACGAUGCUCAUUCAGACGCCAGAGGGAAGUACAUAUCAGGGCUCAGACAGUUCCGCGUUGAUACAGCGGCACAAGCGAAGGCCCUUGUGAAGCUCGGUCAGCUACAUCGACGCGUUUUUGGGACCCUCGCAAAUGCCGAAAGUAGUCGUAGUCACGGUAUGGUUAUUAUAAAGAUUAUGAGGGGUCAUCGAGGCGAAAAGAAUGACCCAACGAGCUUGCAGAUAUCACGACUGACACUUGUGGACCUGGCAGGUUCUGAACGAACAAAGCAUACCCAUACAACAGGUGAUCGGCUCAGAGAAGCAGGCAGCAUCAACAAGUCUUUAAUGGUCCUUGGCCAAUGCCUUGAAGUUCUGCGAUCAAACCAGCGGAAAUUGGCUAUGAGCCUUGGCCAAGAAGGAGUUGGGACACAGAUGCGAAUGGAUACGCGUGAUGUGAAGAAAACUUUAGCGAUCGUGCCCUUCAGACACAGCAAACUCACGGAAACUUUGAUGGAUUAUUUCGUGGGCGAUGGCAGAACCGUCAUGAUCGUCAAUGUCAACCCUUUCGACACAGGUUACGACGAAAACUCUCAUGUCAUGAAGUUUGCUGCUUUAGCUAGAGAAGUAUAUGUUACACCAGCACCAGCACCCGUGCAACAAAUUCCUUCAAUGCUGAACGUUGGUCCUGGAAAGACCACAGGUAAUGUCAUCAAGCAACUUGGGCCUUUGACAAUGCGAGAUCCCGACAUUGUGCCGAAGCCGACGCGACGGAAAGUCACAAUUUCAACCGGUGGACCCGGGAAUGGCAAGAAGGCCAAAGAAGCCGUCCUUGAAGUGCUGGAAGUUGACGAACAUGAGAGUAGCGAUAAUGGAGACGAAGAUGAAUAUCCUGCAAAUCCCCUAGUAGAUGCUUUGUUUGAGGAGAUUGAUCACCUACGGUUACAGCUUUACGAAGCAGAGCUUCGCUGUGCUGAUAUAGAGGCUGAUACUCGGGAAGAAGUAAUGGCGGAGAUGGAAGAGCGCAUGAGGAAGGUUGAGAAUAUGUACGAACGGAGGCUCCGGAAUGAGAUUGACCAGAACAACCUUAAAACAGAUGCAAAGAUAGACAUGCUUCACCAAGCAGGUUUAUUUAGUCCCGUAAAGCAAGAUAGGCUCGCUCCCGUUGGUUGCAAUCAGCUACGCAGUGUGAGUAGCUUUUAUGCUCCACAAUGGGGGGUGUUCAUUUGUAUGUAGAACUCUGACGAUGGCGGUUUGAUCUCGCCCAACGAGGAUUCUGACCUGACAAGCUUGGAUGAAGAUGUCGAGAGCGAUCCUGACAACUCCCGCCCGAAGUCUCCAUCGAUUGCUAAAGGCAAGCUCCCGAAGUGUGCACCGAUCCCUGAAUAUGCCAUAACUAUGUCAAUAGGGAGGAGCAACUUACCUGCAGGAGCAACUGCAACGUUGCAAAAAGCGGCCAAACCAAAGAAGCGGCUUCUUGGUAAAAAUGCAGUUGUAACCGAGGAACAGAUAGAUAUGGUCACCGCGGCAACAGAAAGACGGAUUGCGAGCGGGGGAUACGGGCAGCCUCGUCGGUUUGCGGGGCGGUAGAUAGCUUCGU
Messenger RNA from Desarmillaria tabescens, 2563 nucleotides. Its product is annotated as P-loop containing nucleoside triphosphate hydrolase protein. Gene Ontology annotation, cellular component: microtubule; nucleus; kinesin complex. Lineage: Eukaryota; Fungi; Basidiomycota; Agaricomycetes; Agaricales; Physalacriaceae. Gene Ontology annotation, biological process: microtubule-based movement. Bases 22 to 2199 code for a protein of 725 amino acids. Gene Ontology annotation, molecular function: microtubule binding; ATP hydrolysis activity; ATP binding. The record is from RefSeq and is a predicted model, not a curated record. The transcript is spliced from 10 exons.